UCUUACCCUAGUCCUUCAUUCCAUUGACUCAAUCAACAGAGUAGUAGAGAACCGUGCUCAUCUCUGCAAUGGCAAAUCCUAAGGUCUUCUUCGACAUGACUGUCGGCGGUGCUCCAGCUGGCCGGAUCGUGAUAGAGCUGUUCGCAGAUACUACGCCUCGAACAGCUGAGAAUUUCAGGGCUCUCUGCACUGGAGAGAAAGGGAUGGGUCGUAGCGGCAAACUUUUGCACUACAAAGGAUCGAGUUUUCACAGAGUGAUCCCUGGAUUCAUGUGUCAGGGAGGCGAUUUCACUGCCGGAAAUGGAACUGGGGGUGAAUCUAUCUACGGAUCAAAGUUCGCCGAUGAGAACUUCAUUAAGAAGCACACCGGACCAGGGAUAUUAUCGAUGGCUAAUGCAGGGCCUGGGACAAACGGGUCGCAGUUUUUUAUAUGCACGGCGAAGACCGAGUGGCUGGACGGACAGCAUGUGGUGUUUGGGAGAGUUGUGGAAGGGAUGGAUGUGGUGAAGUCCAUUGAGAAGGUUGGAUCUUCCUCCGGAAGGACCUCGAAGCCCGUUGUGAUUAGUAACUGUGGUCAGCUUGCUUGAAUCGAAGCUCGUGUGCUGCGUCUCUUUCUGUUUAGCCUUAGCCUGUUGCUGCUGGCUCACUGGAUUCCGCCGUUAUCUUUUGUCGUGUAUUUCACCGUUUCAAUGUUUCUCUUCUGCUUCUCUUGUUAAAUUAAUAAAAAAAAUGUUUGAAAUA
Manihot esculenta (cassava) is the source of this 741-nucleotide messenger RNA. Its product is annotated as peptidyl-prolyl cis-trans isomerase. Bases 69 to 587 code for a protein of 172 amino acids. Gene Ontology annotation, cellular component: plasma membrane; cytosol. The record is from RefSeq and is a predicted model, not a curated record. The transcript has a single exon. Gene Ontology annotation, molecular function: peptidyl-prolyl cis-trans isomerase activity. NCBI's taxonomy places the organism in Eukaryota, Viridiplantae, Streptophyta, Magnoliopsida, Malpighiales, Euphorbiaceae. Gene Ontology annotation, biological process: protein folding; protein peptidyl-prolyl isomerization.